AUGACUGCUGCCGAGCUUGUGAAUACUAAGCAGGAGAAGGAUGAAACCCUGAAGGCUUUCAUGCAACGGUACAACGAGACGGCCCGACGUGUGAAAGAUAUCAAUCACACCUUCAUCAUCAGCAAUCUACCUUCGUGCUUAAGGCCAGGGUAUUUCGCGGAACAGUUAUAUGCUGACCCGCCAGCAUCUAUGGAAGAACUGCAAUCCACAAUUGCAAAGUUCAUCCGCAUCGAAGAUCUCCGGAAUUCUAGGAAAAAGCAGCAGCAGGAUAACCCCAAUCACGAUGUAAAGAGAACCGCAAAGCGAUCGACCAACGACUAUAAAUCAGACCGACCGCCCCGAAAAGAGUCAGGGUGGACGUCUAAGUACGAUCGCUACGCGACCCUUAACGCACCGAGAGCAAAGGUGCUCGAGGAGGCUUUGCACGCCGAACUCUUAACUGUGCGACGAAGAGCUACUCCAAAGAACGCGGACAGCAGCAAGGCCUGCCGCCUCCACAUGAACCAUGGGCAUGACACGGAAGAAUGCAAUAUGGUGAAGGACGAGCUGGAGCGACUCAUCCGAGCAGGAUACCUCCAGAACUACGUUAAGGACAAAAUCUCCACCAGAGCCACAACUCCUCACCGUAAGGAUCCCUCCAGACGGAGCCCCGAGCGAUCGCCUGCCAGGGAUGACCGACGCCGCAGGCGAUCGCGCAGCCAACCCCGACGGAUGGAGAGAGAACGUUCAGUCUGA
Vigna umbellata (rice bean) is the source of this 735-nucleotide messenger RNA. RefSeq lists its product as uncharacterized. NCBI's taxonomy places the organism in Eukaryota, Viridiplantae, Streptophyta, Magnoliopsida, Fabales, Fabaceae. The record is from RefSeq and is a predicted model, not a curated record.